AUAUAACUUAUCUAGAUCAGUUCGAUCCGCACUUUCAGGAGGAAUAUUUUCUUCGAGUCACGAACUUUUCUCUUUCGCGUUUGUGUAACCCGUAAAUCCGGAGUGCAAUUCCGUGGUGCAUACGUCCGUGAAUCCCGUCGGUCAACGGUAGUCCAAGAAUGGCAUCUUUAGUGAAUAGCGUCCGCAGCUUAGCGUGCAGAAAUACUCCACUGCUUCGAUCACUCGCCAUCCGCACCAUCUCGUCUUCGUCGGCAGCGGCUUUGCAGCAGAGAAGUUGUAAUCAGAGGAUUCUGGUUCAGCCCCAGCAACUUCUGUCAAACUUUGAGCAAAUCGGUCGUUGGCAACUGGAGUGCACUAGAAGCUAUAGUGCCAAGGAACCCCUAACGCUGCAGUUGAUCAAAGAACGAGUGCUGCUAGUACUCAAGCUGUACGAUAAAGUCAACCCGGAGAAGCUGACCCUGGAGUCGCAUUUCAUCAACGAUCUUGGCCUGGAUUCGCUGGAUCAUGUGGAAGUGAUAAUGGCCAUGGAGGAUGAGUUCGGUUUCGAGAUCCCCGAUGGUGACGCAGAGAAGUUAUUCAAACCGGCCGACAUUGUACAGUACAUCGCCGAUAAGGAGGACAUCUACGAGUAAGUCUAAGGGAGAAACGAGCUCUAGAGCGGUGGAAACCGUUGCUGCCUGGAUGCUGCAUAUGUUGUUAAAAGAAAAGGAAACUGUGUAGAUUAUAGUUUAAAACGAAAAGGAAUAAAAUUUUGAUUCAGCCAAGAGAA
This is a messenger RNA of Ochlerotatus camptorhynchus, 769 nucleotides long. It is a transcript of the gene ND-ACP, whose product is annotated as NADH dehydrogenase (ubiquinone) acyl carrier protein. Gene Ontology annotation, biological process: fatty acid biosynthetic process. The coding region runs from base 159 to 632 and encodes 157 amino acids. The record is from RefSeq and is a predicted model, not a curated record. Gene Ontology annotation, molecular function: acyl binding; acyl carrier activity. Gene Ontology annotation, cellular component: mitochondrion. The transcript has 3 exons. NCBI's taxonomy places the organism in Eukaryota, Metazoa, Arthropoda, Insecta, Diptera, Culicidae.